AUGCGGCGGUCAGCACGCAACUCGAAUAAACCCAGGCCCGUUGUAGUGACAUCCCCCUCAAGACCCGCCAAGCGGAAGAUUACCACACGUGUGGUCAAGAAAGAGCCUAAGUGGACGGCGGCGAAGCUCUUGACAGACCCCAAGUCGCCGCUCGCCAGCGCCGAUUUAAGAACCAUCCUCUGCCAGCCAGCGGCGUGGGACAUACUCUCCAAAGAAGAGCGCGCCGAGAUCAUUGCCCUCUUGCCUGCCGGCACGCGCAUCCUCGACCCGGGAACCGACGACGCCCGCCCGGACCUCGACGCUCUCCGUAACGACAACAAUUUUCGCCACGACUGCGCCACGUACACUAACAACAUCGCCCAAGGCAAGCACGACCCGGAAUGGCUCGAGCAAGCGUGGGCGGCGCGCGAGAGGCGGCGCGCCGGGGACUUUGACGGGUACCUGAAGCAGAAGUUUGAGGACGAGUGGUCCUGCGAGUUGCCUGAGGAAUUCAGGCCAAAGAGGGACGGGAACAAGCCGGCCAAGGGGGUCGUGGUUGCCGAAGAGGAGGGGAAAGCGGAGGUGGAGGGGGAUGUGAAGGACACCACUGCAGCUGAAGAGGCUAACAAUACCGAGGCGUAUUUGAAGAAUGCCCAUGGGGCCGAAGAGGCUCAAACCCCCCCCGAGGCGCCGAAGAUGGAUGCUAAGGUGGCACAUGGUGGCGAGCCUGAGGAGGACCACAACAUCAAGCUUGGAUCUCCCGUUCAUGAGGAGGUGCGCGUGGAGCUUGGGUCUCCCAUCGCCGAAUCGCCGGGAGAGGACAAGGUACAAGAGGGUGGGGGGAAGCCUGUAUUGGAGGAGCAGCGCGGUGUGUCUGCUGUCCAAGAGGACGAGAAGAAAUUGGGGACGGAUUGA
This is a messenger RNA of Colletotrichum destructivum, 894 nucleotides long. RefSeq names its product Putative DEUBAD domain-containing protein. The record is from RefSeq and is a predicted model, not a curated record. NCBI's taxonomy places the organism in Eukaryota, Fungi, Ascomycota, Sordariomycetes, Glomerellales, Glomerellaceae. The transcript is spliced from 2 exons. Bases 1 to 894 code for a protein of 297 amino acids.